Molecule: messenger RNA, 5884 nt
Organism: Vicugna pacos (alpaca)
Lineage: Eukaryota; Metazoa; Chordata; Mammalia; Artiodactyla; Camelidae
Gene: CIP2A
Product: cellular inhibitor of PP2A
Source: RefSeq, a predicted model, not a curated record
GAGGGCAGUCCCCAGGUUGUCUAGGGACUUCCGGAGCUCAACCGGAACCGGAAGCUUCUAGGAGCGAGGGGGUGGGGCCGAAAAUCAAAAAAAGCGCGGCCGAAGGUGGAGGCCGGUGUUGGCAGGGUGGUGGUAGCCCUGGGCAGGGCUGUGGCGGGUCCCCAUGGACUCCACCGCCUGCUUGAAGUCCUUGCUCCUGACCAUCAGUCAGUAUAAAGCCGUUAAGUCGGAGGCGAACGCCACCCAGCUUUUGCGGCACUUGGAGGUAAUUUCUGGACAGAAGCUCACCCGAUUGUUUACAUCAAAUCAGAUACUACCAAGUGAAUGCUUGAGUUGCCUUGUAGAGCUUCUUGAAGACCCAAAUAUAAGUGCACCACUGAUCUUAAGUAUCAUCAGUUUGCUAUCUCAACUAGCUGUAGACAGUGAAACCAGAGACUGUCUUCAGAAUACAUACAACCUGAAUAAUGUGCUGGCAGGAGUGGUUUGUCGGAGCAGCACUUGCCACAGUGAUUCAGUGUUUUUGCAGUGUAUUCAGCUUCUGCAGAGGUUAACAUAUAACGUCAAAAUUUUCCAUUCUGGUGCCAAUAUAGAUGAAUUAAUUACAUUCCUGAUAGAUCAUAUUCAAUCUUCUGAAGAUGAGUUAACAAUGCCUUGUCUAGGAUUAUUGGCAAAUCUUUGUCGAUACAAUCUUUCUGUUCAAACACACAUAAAGACUUUGAGUAAUGUGAAAUCUUUCUAUCGAACUCUUAUAAGCUUCUUGGCGCAUAGUAGUUUAACUGUGGUUGUGUUUGCACUUUCAAUAUUAUCCAGUUUGACAUUAAACGAAGAGGUUGGGGAAAAGCUAUUCCAUGCUCGAAACAUUCAUCAGACUUUUCAGCUAAUAUUUAAUAUUCUCAUAAACGGUGAUGGCACAUUAACUAGAAAGUAUUCAGUUGAUCUACUGAUGGAUCUUCUUAAGCACCCUAAAAUUGCUGAUUAUCUUACCAGGUAUGAGCACUUUUCUUCAUGUCUUAAUCAAGUAUUAGGUCUUCUUAAUGGAAAGGAUCCUGAUUCUUCUUCAAAGGUUUUAGAAUUACUUCUUGCCUUCUGUUCAGUGACUCAGCUGCGCCAUGUGCUCACAAAGAUGAUAUUUGAACAAUCUUCAUCUGGCAACACCAUUCUGGGAAGUCGUUCUAAGUGUUUAGAACCCACUGUAGCACUACUUCGUUGGGCAAGCCAACCUUUGGAUGGAUCAGAAAACUGUCCUAUUUUAGCACUGGAGUUGUUCAAGGAAAUAUUUGAGGAUGUCAUAGAUACUGCUAACUGUUCCUCAGCUGACCGUUUUGUGACCCUUCUGCUGCCUACGAUUCUUGAUCAGCUUCAGUUCACAGAACAAAAUAUAGAUGAGGCCUUAAUGAGGAAAAAAUGUGAAAGGAUGGUCAAGGCCAUUGAAGUUUUGUUAACUCUAUGUGGGGAUGAUACUCUAAAAAUGCAUAUUGCAAAAAUUCUGACUACUAUCAAAUGUACCACUCUGAUAGAACAACAGUUUACAUACGGCAAGAUUGAUCUGGGGUUUGGAACAAAGGUAGCAGAUUCUGAAUUGUGCAAACUUGCUGCUGAUGUAAUUUUGAAAAUUCUUGAUUUGAUGAACAAGCUUAAACAAUUGAUCCCUGGCAUGGAAGUAAGCUUCUACAAAAUCCUUCAGGAUCCUCGCCUGAUUACUCCCUUGGCUUUUGCUUUAACAUCAGAUAAUAGAGAAGAAGUGCAAUCUGGAUUGGGAAUAUUAUUGGAAGCUGCUCCACUGCCAGAUUUUCCUGCUUUAGUACUUGGAGAAAGUAUAGCAGCAAACAAUGCCUAUCGACAACAGGAAACAGAACAUAUGCCCAGAAGAAUGCCUUUGCAGUCAUUAAAUCACAGUUUUCCAACAUCAGUAAAAUGUUUAACUCCUCCGCUUUUGAAAGAGAGAGUUCCUGGAUUGAACAUUGAGGAAUUAAUAGAGAAACUUCAAUCUGGAGUGGUGGUAAAGGAUCAAAUUAAUGAUGUGAGAAUAUCUGACAUAAUGGAUGUAUAUGAAAUGAAACUAACCACAUUAGCCUCCAAAGAAAGCAGGCUGCAAGAUCUCUUGGAAGCAAAAGCUCUGGCCCUUGCACAGGCUGAUAGACUGAUCGCUCAGUAUCGCUGUCAGAGAACUCAAGCUGAGACAGAGGCACGGACACUUGCUGGUAUGUUGAGAGACGUUGAGAGAAAAAACGAAGAGCUUGGUGUGUUGCUGAAGUCACAGCAGGUUGAAUCGGAAAGAGCCCAGAGUGAUAUUGAGCAUCUCUUUCAACAUAAUAGGAAGUUAGAGUCUGUGGCUGAAGAACAUGAAGUACUGACAAAAUCCUACAUGGAACUUCUUCAGAGGAACGAAACUGCUGAAAAGAAGAACAAAGAUUUACGCAUCACAUGUGAUUCUCUGAAUAAACAAAUUGAGACAGUGAAAAAGUUGAAUGAGUCACUCAAGCAACAAAAUGAAAAAACUAUUGCUCAAUUAAUAGAGAAAGAAGAACAGAGAAAAGAAGUACAGAAUCAACUAAUAGACAGAGAAUGUAAACUAGCAAACCUAGAACAAAAAAUAAAAGUACAAGAGGAAAAGAUUAAAGUCCUACAAAGAGAAAGGGAAGAUAAAGAAGAAACCAUUGAUGUCCUUAGAAAAGAAUUAAAUAGAACAGAACAAAUAAGAAAAGAACUGAGCAUUAAGGCUUCCUCCCUAGAGGUUCAAAAGGCCCAAUUAGAAGGUCGUUUGGAAGAGAAAGAGUCGCUGGUGAAACUUCAGCAAGAGGAAUUGAACAAACACUCUCAUAUGAUAGCAAUGAUCCACAGUUUAAGUGGUGGAAAAAUAAGUCCAGAAACUGUGAAUCUCAGCAUAUAGACAUAAUGUAUUUAUCUACUGGGAAGGUGGGGCAAGGAAGGUAAUUUGUGACUCCAAAACAAUAGCAAAGUAUUAUCUAAUGACUAAUUUAGUAAAGAACCUGAUCUGACACAUGUUUUUACUUGGUCUUAAAGUUUUACUUUCUGUUUCUGGAUUUUAUUGCUUAAAGCUUUCUUUGGUUCUUACUUUGGAAUAUUCUUCUUAACCUCCAUUAUUGUUUUUUCUGAAGGUUUUUCCUUUUCCUUAAUUGUUUUCCACUCUCUUCUGCUUGUUAUAUUUAUUCUCAUUAUGAUUAGAUUUUAAAACAGACAUCAGUAAUUUAUUUUUCUUGCCAGUUUUACUGAGAUAUAAUUGACAGACAUCAUGAAACGAUGACUGCAACAGGUUUAGUGAACAUCCAUCAUCUCACAUAGAUACAACAUUGAAGAAAUAGAAAAAACAAAUGUUUCCUGGUGAUGAGAACCCUUAGGAUUUACUCUGUUAACAACUUCCAUAUUAUAAGGCAAAGCAGUGUUAAUUAUAUUUAACAUGUACCUUACAUCUCUGGUAUGUAUUUAUCUUAUGACUGGAAGUAUGUACUUUUUGACUACCUUCAUUUGAGUCCACUACCCUCACUCAGUGAAUUUAAGAUAACUUUAUUACUGCAUUUAAAAUGUAGUAAGAUACAUGAUAUAGAUUCUAAACUUUUUAAAAAUGCAAUGAAUAUUUACAGAAAUGGUGUAUAAAAAUUAGAAAACAGCUCGUGUUAAGUGACUACAUUGUCACAUAAAAAACUAUAACCUGUAGAAUUAUUUAUGGAUAGCUUCAGUUUUACUCUCUGAAAUGUUGCACAUUGACCUACCCUUAUCAUUUUUAAUUAAUUAUGAUUUUAUAAUUUACAUACAGAUAGCUUGGAUUCUACCCUUGCUACAUAUUGAGAAACAUAUUUGUUGUUAAUUUUGAUGUGAAUUUCAUUUAAUAUAGUCUUUCAUUUAAAUAGCUUUCAAUUAGGCCAUUGAAUUUUAAAGCAUAAGUUAAAUAUCCUCAUUCAUGUAUUAAAUACAAGGGAAUUUUUCAGGAUUCUUUAUUGAAUCGAAUGUUCUAAGCAGUAGUUAAAAAGUUUUCAUACUAAUGCUUUAGUUGAUUUUAUUGCUAUACUCUGACAACCAUUGGCUGUACUUGGUGCUUUCUUCACUAUUUGUAUCUCUCUUUGACUUAAGCAAACCUUAGAUUUACUUCUGUUUUUCAACCGUAUAUCUAAAUUUAUAUUUAGAAAUUAAACAUAAAUAUAUUUUCAUAAUUCACUAAUUAUAUUAAAUAUCAGAUAAUGGUUUUAUGUAUUUGUAUACAUUUUGUGCAGACUUUUUAAAAAAGCAUUAUGCUGUGUAGCAUUUUAAAUUGAUACUCAUUCUUUAAGGGGUACAUUCUAUUUCUCUUUUGAAACUGCAUGCAUUUUCAAUUUAAUAUGAAAAUGUUUAAAUGGAUAGAUGUGACUGAAGAGCAAAAGGCUCUGUAAAAAUAAAAACCAACAAGUUCUGUAAAAUAAAUAAAUGGACCAAAAAGCUCUAGGGAAAAUCAAGCUCACUUUAUAAUUUAGACAUCUCAAGACACUGAGCCCAGCUCAGUGCUGCCCAAUAGAACUUUUUUGUGAUGAUGGAAGUGUUCUGUAUUUACAUUCUCCAAUACCAAAGCCUUUAGCCACAUGUGACUAUUGGGCACUUAAAAUGUGGCUAGUACAAUGGAAGAACUGAAUUUUUAAUUUUGUUUAAUUUGAAUUGCCAUCCUACUGGACAGUGCAGAUCUAGUCCAUUCUUGCAAGUGUGCAUUUAUUUAACCCAUUCAGUAUGCCUAUUCUUAAAGACCUAUAUAAGCAGAGAGUCUGUAUAUGUUUCAGCCUUUUUUUAAGUAACAAUCAUUUUAACCUGUUAAUCCUAAUCUCCUCUCUGAAGAGGAAGAAUUAUAUUUCAGCUUUAAAGGUGAGUACUAAUCAUCACUCUUCUUCACAUUUUUUUUCCUAGUCUUUCUGUCUCUUGUAGCAUCUUUCAUAUUGUUCCUAUUGUUUUUCUUGACCUUACUACAUUGGGCAUUGGGUACUUUGUUUUGUUUUGUUUUUGGUUCCAUGUACCUCAGAUUAAAAACGAGUAUAUGUGUAUAUGUGUGUGUAUUUUUUUCUUCUUUUUAAAAGUAUUUUAAGCAAGUUUGAGCCACUACCAUAAGUCAGGGCUUUAUAAGUGAUUUCUAUGUGUGUGCACCCAUUUCCUAAUGGAGAGAAAAAACUAAGUAAAUGCUUCAUUAUAUUAGAAUUGUUCAAAUUCUCUAAAAAUUUUGCGAUGAAGAGUUUGAAUUCAAAUAUAUGUUAACACAGUUCCUUAUAUCAUUUGCAUUUGCUUUCCUUAAAAUUUGGGUAAUUGGAGUUUAUACUAAACUGCCAUCUAUUUAAUGUCAGGGCAAAAAAAUACUCAUUAAAACUUAAUGCUGUAUUUGGGGGGAAAUUGUCAGAUUAAUUACCUUUCAGCUUUAUUUAUGUUAUAAAGAGUAGUUAUUUACAUUAAGGAUAUAAUGAGAUUGUCUUGAAUAGGGACUAUAAGUUAAAUGAAAAUGUGCCUGAAUUUCAACUUCUACUUGAAGCUUAUUCAUAUAUGUUACAGGUACCUCUAAUCAAGGUGUAUUUCCUAAAAAACACAUGACCUUAUUUUACUUUGGUUUUUUUUUUCUUUUCCUCUUUUCAGUUAUGAAUUGUAUUUACAACUUUGUUUUUGACUUACCUACUGUUAGACAAUACACAUGUUCUGUUUGUGACUUAAUUCUUUUGCAGGAAUCAGCAAACAUUUUCUGUAAAGGACCAGGUAGUAAAUAUUUCAGGCUUCGUGAGACUUAACAGUCUCUCCUACAAUUACUCAUCUCUGCAAUUGUAGCAUGAAAGCAGCUAUCCACAGUAUGUAAAUAAAUGGGCAGGGCCAUGUUCCAAUCAAAUUUUAUUUACAAAAACAAUUAAAGCUUUGCUGUUAAAUGUUG